AUGCCGGGAAAACCCCUCCACACGGAUGCUGAGGUCUACGACUUCGUCCUCGUCGGAGCCGGAUCAGCUUCUUGCUUAAUCGCGUCACGUCUCUCGCAACAGCUACCUGACCACCGGAUUCUUGUUCUAGAGGCUGGAGAACAUAUCCGAAAUGAUCCUAAAGUGCAGAUACCUGGUCUAGCCACGAGGCUACUGUCAGACCCCGCUUACGAUUGGCGAUACUCUUCUGCGCUGGAGCCGGGUUUGUAUAACAGGAAGGUUGACCAUCCCAGGGGAAAGCUGGUGGGUGGUAGCAGUGCAAUUAAUAGUCACAGUGUGGUGUUUCCUAACCACGAAUGGCAUGACCGUAUGGCGGAGGAGCUUCUGUCAGAUGCGGGGAGAGAAGAGUGGGGCUCACGGGGUAUGAGUGAUUGCUACAGAAGAUGGCAGACUGAACAGUCCAGUCCAGCAGUAAAUGACAAUGGGGCAUCUCCGGACCGUGUGAAAACAUCAUACCCGCGUACCUGGGAUCUGCUUCAAACUCGGUGGGUCGAAGCUUUUGAGGAGCUUGGUUGUCCGACGAGGGCUACAGGGUUUACUGAGAGCUCCGCCGGAGCAGUCAAUGUCACCAACGCGAUUGAUUCUUCAAAAGGCGAACGAAGCCAUGCAGGUACAGCAUAUCUGGAACCUGCCUUGGGACGUGGCAAUGUUACAUUGAAGACUGGCGUAAAGGUCGAUAAGAUUGCAUUCGAUGAGCCAUUGACUGCUGAUGGAAAACUCAAUGCGAGAGGUGUCCACUACACAUACAAGGGGGAAGAACAUCUUGUCAGUGGCCGAGAAAUAAUUCUCGGUGCAGGCGCAUUCGAGUCUCCCCUUAUCUUGGAACGAUCAGGUAUCGGAUCCAAAAAGAUUCUUGCAGACGCCAAUAUUCCCAUCCUGUACGAGCUCCCAGGGGUCGGUGAAAACUUACAGGAUCAUCUGAACUGCAGCUUGUCGUGCGAAACCCAAGAUGAAAUCCCUACUCGUGACGAAAUAAUGCGAAACCCCGAAUUGCAAAAGGCCGCAUUGUUGGAGUACGAAAAAAGCCACACUGGUCGAGUGUCCGAAGGGGCCGCAUAUAGCUUUGCCUUUACACCACUACAGAUGCUGGAAACCCCAUCGGAGACACAGGAGCUUAUCAACAUAGUCGAGCACUGGGUGAAGAACGAGAGUAACCCAAGUCUAAAGACCCAGUAUUCCAUCAUUCAGAAGAUAGUCGAAAGUCCCAGUGAAGCAACGGCCACCUUAUUCAUGCUGCGUACACAACGUCACAAAGAUGCUGAUUCACUUCCCAAAGGCACACCAUCUGUUGUCGAUGGCAACUACAUAACCGUUGUUGCAAUGCUGGCCCAUCCCUUUUCGCGCGGAAGCUGUCAUACCUCGCCUACUUCUUCAGAUCAGCCCGAGAUAAGAUUCAACUACCUUUCUCACCCUCUCGAUACGGAGAUACUGGCUCGUCACUUGCGUCUCAUUGAAAAGCUCUUCCAGAAGCCUACCUUUGCUGCCAUGACAAAGCCGGACGGAAGAAGAUUGCCUCGAAGCUUCCCCCAUCCGGUAACAUCACUCGAAGACGCGAAAGGCAUCCUCCCAAUAAACUCCGCGACGAACUACCAUCCGUGCGGUACUUGUUCUAUGAUGAGGGAAGAUCUAGGUGGCGUAGUUGACGAGCGGCUUACUGUAUACGGGACGAAGAAUGUGAGGAUUUGCGAUGCGAGUGUCUUGCCAAUCAUCCCACGGGGGAAUAUUCUGACCGCUGUCUACGCUUUCGCUGAGAAAGCAGCCGAGAUAAUUGUUAGAGAGACGAAAUCUGGUCUUCUUUCACGCCAAGGCACAUGA
Messenger RNA from Bipolaris victoriae FI3, 1854 nucleotides. RefSeq lists its product as hypothetical. Gene Ontology annotation, molecular function: flavin adenine dinucleotide binding; oxidoreductase activity, acting on CH-OH group of donors. The record is from RefSeq and is a predicted model, not a curated record. Lineage: Eukaryota; Fungi; Ascomycota; Dothideomycetes; Pleosporales; Pleosporaceae. The transcript has a single exon. The coding region runs from base 1 to 1854 and encodes 617 amino acids.